Molecule: messenger RNA, 3125 nt
Organism: Ceutorhynchus assimilis (cabbage seed weevil)
Lineage: Eukaryota; Metazoa; Arthropoda; Insecta; Coleoptera; Curculionidae
Source: the annotation of a GenBank genome assembly
CUAGACUCGCACCUUUCUCCCGGAGUCUGGGAGAUCCAAAAUGAACUGAUUCCACUAGCAAAACAAUGAACAAUUAAUACAUUUUUAACGAAAUGGCUGGAGUUAUUCCAAAAAAAUCUGCUCCCCGUAGAAAGCAGUGGAGCAUUAAUGAGGCCCAAAGAUCUUCAUUGAAGCGGCUUAGAAGCCAGCUAGCUUCCGAUGGUUGUCCAGAAUCUCAAGUUAUUCUAGCCAAGCAGCUACUGGACCAUGAAAGUGAAUUUAAAUCAGAACAAAAAGAAAAUGCCAGACUAGGAGUCUACUGGCUAUUGAAAUCUUCCGACCAAGGAAAUCUAGAAGCAACGGAACUACUGAAAUCAUGUCUAAAAACUGGAAAAGGCAUAAGCGAGCACAACUACAUGGAUGUCAAAGCGUGCAUUUCUAUGAGCCAAGAAGAAAAAAUUGUCAGGAAGGCUGCUAGAGAAGUUUUUGCCAGCUUGUCAAAUGGUGAAGAGUAUAUAACAUCCAACCAGCUGCAGAGGAAAAUUCUAGCAAUAGAUCGUGGUCAAAGUGGCUCGUCACAUUCAACUGAGAACAGAGAUUCCGAUAAUGACGAUAGAGGCAUUAAUGAGGAAAUAGCUAAUAACUAUGAAGACAGUACGGAUUCAGAUGACGAACAUCAAGAUUGGUCACAAAGAUCUGAAAUAAACAAUCAAAAGCUCACAGAAGAUCACAUUGUUUCAUCAGCUAUAACAAUUUCACAAGGCCAUUUGCCAGUGGUUAACAAUGCCCUUUGUCUUAUAGAGCCUAAUUUGCAAGCUUUAGACCAUCUUCCUUUUGUAUAUUGGUCCAUUCUGCAUCCUAUAUUAUCUUUACAAAUUAUUUAUUUCAAACUAAUAAAGUAUUCAGGCAGUAAACCUAUACCUUUGCCUUUAGCCAGGACUGAUGUGCAACUUUUAGCAUUCUUAAUUUAUUCUUUGGCUAGCUUUGAAAAUAUUGCUGAUUUCUUUCCUACUCUUAUUUUUCAUGCCUCGUUUGUUAUUAUGACAACCACCACUUUUCAGUUAUUGCAAACCCAAAGGGAACUUCAUGAUUUUCGUUUAUGGAGAGGUUUGUUUAUAUGUUACUCGAAUGGGGAUUUGAAUGAGCAAAGCUUUGAGACCCAAUUUAUUAUUAAUCAUACCAAACAAUAUGCUUGGUUUUUUGUGGGGCUUUUUAUACAUUAUCUGGUAUAUUCUAUAACACCAAAUAAAUUAGAAUGUGAAUUUGCUGUUAUAGCUUGUUGUCUAAUGUUUAUGACUUUAUUUGGUUUUAUGCCAAAACGCAAAUCGAAGACCGUUUUUGAUCCGUUAGUACUUCUUAGUUUUGGCAUUAAUGUUUUAGCCAGAUAUCCUUAUGAUACUGAUCCAAUAGUUUCUAAAGGUUGGAGAUAUUUGGAAUUGAAUUUCGCCUCAUUUGCUAGUUAUGUUGUUUCUAAUUGCAUAGAGUUUUGUAUUAGUUUCCGUGUUAUAUUAUAUGGGCUAAUUCCAAUUAUAUUAUUUAUGAUGGCUAAAACCCAAAAAUGGCGCGGAUCCUAUAAGACUGUUUUACCUCAUUUAGUUACUUUGAGUUGGUUGCAAUACUUUGCCUUCUGCUCUCAUAACACUACAAUGUACGGACUUUAUCGAGCUACAUUAGCUUUAGUCGGUUCAGUAUUAUUUUUGCCUUUAAUGGGUUUAAUGUCGGUGAUUAUACCUGUGGUUGCUAUUACUCAAUGGAUAGUAACAUCUAAUGUAAUUUACACUAUAACCAUAUUUAUAGUUUUGCUUUCAAUAUGUUAUGCAGUUAGCUUUGUUUGUGCCAAAACCAAAUAUGCUCAGUAUACAGCUAUAGUUCAAGUUAUAUUAAUGCUGGUAGCCUGUUUUUCUUUAAUUAAAACUUUUGACCGAUCCACUAAUAUUUCAAUAGAUGUAGAACCUACGUUAGAAUGGCAAUCAUUUGAAAGAUUGUGUUAUCAAAAAUAUUGGGAGGGUACUGAAAAUACUGCUAGUGCUCAAACUAGAUGCGCCGAACUUGAACAUACACAAAUAUUUUGGGAAGGACUUGUUGUGUCUGUUAAUUUGGUAUCAAUAUCUAAUAAUUAUAAAUUCAUUUUUGAUAUGUUUCCCAAGCUCAUUUCUGAUCAUUUAUAUUGUCUUUAUGGCAAAAGAGAGUCAGUUUCUUGUCAUCAAGAUGAUUCUUCUCAGAGUGACUGUACAAUUUUACAAGAAUAUCCACAAAACAAAUGCACUUUAAAAGAAUAUAAUUUAUACAAGUUUGUAAUUAUUGUACAAAUGACUUCAUCUUUUUGGAAGUUUUACCCAGAAGUCCAUUUGCUUUUAUCAAACGAAUUCAAACAUUUUGCUCUCCGGGUUCAGCCAUAUAAUAAACUGUGGUUCAAAGGGUCGCUUUAUAACAAUCAAACCGCGGGAGCUAAUGGAAUUUUAGGAUCAUUGAGGACACACGUAAAAGUUACCGAAAUUGGUUGUAUAAGUUGUUCAGACCAUGAAUUAACUUCUGUUAGAGCAUCAGAGAAUGGCGUUUUUGGACCAAACUUACUAUAUAAAUCUUAUGAUGCGUUUAAAUUUGUUUUGGGUGCGAUGUUCAAUCCUGUACUGAUAUUUAAUUGAUUGAAAUACAAGUACACAGUACAAGAAAUCACGAACGGGAAUAUUUCAAAACUGUUUGCAUAAAAGAGAUUUUUGGUACCCUGUACAAGUUAUUUUUAAUUUAUAUGAUUUCUAGUCUUUUUGAUAGAGGUACUUGAUGAUCAUCUGUAUGAAAACUAUGUAUCUGUUGCUUAUUUCCAAGAAAUUUAUCCUAAUUCCUAUUUUAUACAGUUGUGGUAUAUUUCAGACUAAUUUUUAAUGCUAAGUAACAAACUCUCUCAAAUAUUUCUCAAAUUAAAAAAAACUAAAUAGCAUUUAAGUGAGAAGAUUUGUUUAGCAUUAGGUAAGCAGUGACCAACAUAUCAAGAAGUCACAGUGCAAUAUGUUGAAGAUUAGGAAUUGAUUUGUAUGUUUCGUUAAAUUUUAUGGUAAUUUAUAAGGAGGAAACCCUAUAGCCUGAAAGGCGUAUUUUUAUAUUUUUUAUGAUUUGUGCAAAAUAAAAUUAUAUGUGUCAGUGUUGAA